AUGGCCACGAAAGGCUGGGUUUUUGUCCUGUUCGCCAUCAUUGCUGCCGAAGCCACAAACACGUCGGCGCCUGGCAGCAUAGUCGAGCAUGUUCGCACGGAAGGCCUUCGUAAUUCCGGCGAUAAUGGGCACACGACUUUCAAUGACUACCUUCCUGGUUUUGCUGGUCGCUAUCGGAACCUACGAAGCCGGAGGUCCAUGGAGCGUCUUCGGCGGUCUGUGGACCUACCGGGCAAGUUAACACCAAAAGAUUGCGGAGAAAUCUACCGAAGCUCCAAAGGCGUCAUGGAUUCUGGAAUCUACACCAUCUACCCUCGUCAGGCUGGCGGCGAGAGCAACUACAAUGCCCGAUUUCCUGUGUUCUGCCGCGUGGAGGACGACCGGGCCUGGACCGUCAUCCAGAGGCGCCAGGACGGGUCUGUGGACUUCUACAAUCGGACCUGGGAGGACUACAGCCGGGGCUUCGGCAACCUGUGGAGGGAGUUCUGGCUCGGGAACGACAAAAUCCAUCUACUGACAAACCAGGGCGGGUACAUUUUGAAUGUUAAAUUAGAAGUAUUUAAAAACUGUGCUUCAUGCCCAUUCAAGAAGCCCCCAGUUUCUUACAUGCAAUAUGACAGUUUCUCAGUGGAAAAUGCGCAGGCACUGUACAAGUUACACCUGGGCUCAUAUACAGGGACUCGGAGACGCGACUUUCUCCAGUUUCAUAAUGGUUGGAAAUUUGUUCUCAAACCUAGUAACACGAUUAAUCCACAUUCGUCCUGCUUCAUGCAUAACAUGGGAGGGUUUUGGGUCCGUCGUCCGGAUACUUUGAACCCGAACGGUUUUUAUUAUAAUAGCGAUGGGUCUGACUGCCCGAAGCUAUCUCGAAGCAAAUGGCCAGGGAUUUUGGGGUUCGGCUUCGUGGAGAUGAGGAUCACAAAAAGUAGUGAUUCUAUCUGA
Molecule: messenger RNA, 942 nt
Organism: Branchiostoma belcheri (Belcher's lancelet)
Lineage: Eukaryota; Metazoa; Chordata; Leptocardii; Amphioxiformes; Branchiostomatidae
Product: fibrinogen-like protein 1
Exons: 3
Coding region: 1-942 (313 amino acids)
Source: RefSeq, a predicted model, not a curated record